ACCUAUGGUUAUUACAUUUGGAUAUCCUACGCCGCUCUUCUGGCCCUCAAUCUCCUUGGUGGAGUUGUGUAUUUUGCAAGUUCCUCAAUUCCCUCAAGCGGAACACUUUUUGGAGUCGCUAUUAUCGUAUUUCUUCUUUGUGUUCCUCUUUCCUAUAUUUGUUGGUUCCGGCCUCUCUACAAGGCAUUCAAAUCCAAUAGUUCGGCCAAUUUCUUCAUUUUCUUCUUUGUCUUCUUCGCACAAUGUAUUGUUAUUCUCAUCCAAUUUCUGGGGAUCACAAGUUGGGGAACCUGCGGAAUUUUGGUGGGUUUGUAUGCAGUUAAAACAGGCUACGGUGCUGGCGGUUUCAUACUCUUUAUCGCCUGUCUCUUUGGAGUGGAGCUUGCAGCCUGUGCCUACUACUUCAUUCUAUGGGCUGGUAUCGAUGUUGGAUUGCCGAAUUGGGAACUUUCGGAGCAAAUGACCAGAUCUCAUAAGCAUCGUCUCUCGUUAUAUCGAUCAACGGGAGCAAGCUUCGGCAAGGCUCGUGAUGAAUUAACCACUACCUUGGCAACCAACCCCCUGGUACGCAAUGUUGGUAUGACUGCAGCUCGGGAGGCUUUUGUUGGACCGCAAUUCGGUUCUACUGAUGCUCGUUAUUAA
Molecule: messenger RNA, 642 nt
Organism: Rodentolepis nana
Lineage: Eukaryota; Metazoa; Platyhelminthes; Cestoda; Cyclophyllidea; Hymenolepididae
Source: the annotation of a GenBank genome assembly